Elgaria multicarinata webbii is the source of this 3560-nucleotide messenger RNA. RefSeq names its product SPRY domain containing 3 (gene SPRYD3). Lineage: Eukaryota; Metazoa; Chordata; Lepidosauria; Squamata; Anguidae. The record is from RefSeq and is a predicted model, not a curated record. Bases 83 to 1399 code for a protein of 438 amino acids. The transcript has 11 exons. Gene Ontology annotation, molecular function: protein binding.
UGAACUGGCUGGCAGGAGAGCGAGCCGAGGAGGAACCGGACUAGUGGCAGGAGGAGAACGAGGCUGGGCAGGGGCGGGGCCCAUGGAGGGAGAGCGAGGGCCUCUCAGGAUCCUUCCAGCCAUAAUGGAUGAUUUAAACCUGCACUACAGAUUUCUGAACUGGAGGAGGAGAAUUCGGGAGAUCAGAGAGGUUCGAGCUGUCCGUUACCAAGAGAGGUUCAAACAUAUCCUUGUUGAUGGAGACACAUUAAGUUACCAGGGAAACUCUGGCGAAGUCGGCUGUUAUGUUGCUCCUCGCCCGCUGACCAAAGACAACAAUUAUUUUGAGGUAUCAAUUGUGGACAGUGGCGUGAGGGGCACCAUUGCGGUGGGACUGGUUCCUCAGUACUACAGCCUGGACCAUCAGCCUGGAUGGCUACCGGAUUCAGUUGCCUACCAUGCCGAUGAUGGCAAACUUUACAACGGCCGAGCCAAAGGUCGACAGUUUGGGACAAAAUGCAGCUCCGGCGAUCGGAUCGGCUGUGGGAUUGAGCCAGUAUCUUUUGAAGUCCAGACGGCACAGAUAUUUUUCACCAAAAAUGGGAAGAGGGUAGGCUCGACGAUAAUGCCGCUCUCUCCCGAGGGGCUCUUCCCAGCCGUGGGGAUGCACUCGCUGGGGGAAGAGGUCCGUCUCCAUCUCCACGCGGAGCUGGGCAACGAGGAGGAGGACGACAGCGUCAUGAUGGUGGACAGCUACGAGGACGAAUGGGGCCGACUCCACGACGUGAAAGUCUGCGGCACACUCCUGGAAUAUGUGGGGAAGGGGAAGAGCAUAAUUGAUGUGGGUCUGGCACAAGCCCGGCAGCCCUUGAGUACCAGGAGUCACUACUUUGAGGUGGAGAUUGUAGAUCCAGGAGAGAAAUGCUACAUCGCACUGGGCCUGGCUCGCAAGGACUACCCAAAAAAUCGGCAUCCUGGCUGGAGCAGAGGAUCUGUGGCAUAUCAUGCAGAUGAUGGCAAGAUCUUCCAUGGGAGUGGAGUUGGGGACCCUUUUGGUCCACGCUGCUACAAGGGAGACAUUAUGGGCUGUGGAAUCAUGUUUCCACGUGACUAUAUCCUGGACAGUGAAGGUGACAGUGAUGACAGCUGUGACACAGUGGCUAUCAGGGCCAAGCCACGGGGCGUGAGGAAUGUUCUCUACCUGCACCAGGAAGCUGAGGAAGAUGAGGAUGAGGAAGAUGACGGGGAAGACAUGGAGCAGGAACACGAAGGCAAGAAAGUGGUGGUAUUCUUCACACGGAACGGAAAAAUUAUUGGCAAGAAAGAUGCUGUGGUGCCAUCUGGGGGCUUUUACCCCACCAUUGGGAUGCUGAGCAGUGGGGAGAAGGUCAAGGUGGAUCUGCACCCACUCAGCGGCUAAGGAUCAAGGGGCUGGGGAGACCCUCUCUUUCCUUCUGCCAUUCCAUGGGACUGCCAGGUUGCUCCGGCUGUUUUGUUGCACUUCCAGCCUCUGCCUCUAGGGGCAGCGUUUUUGUCUGUGGGGCCAUACAGAUCAUGCCUGUUUAUCUCACACUACUUGAGCCACCUGCCUUGUAUCUUUUCUGCUUGAUUGCAGCUGUUAUGGGGCUCUUUUGUGCCACUGUUGGAUGCUGGAAUGAUAUUGAGGCUCUUGUUCCCAAGCAGGUCUGGGAUUAGUUCCUGGGACAGACGACUGAUUUCUUCCCAUUCGCUUUGAUCAGUGUGGUUCCGGGUUUGUGUGUAUGGCUGCCGCUUCCCAACCUUUGAAAGAGAGGCUGGGGUACGGCCUGUCCUAGUCCAACGCUGAAAGGGUGCAGCGCCCUCUUCCGCGCAGAAUGGCAUCAAUCGCGGAUGGAACAGAGCGGCUGCUCUCUACCAGUGCUAGGGACCAUGUUGCAUUAUCAUACAAUACAGUGGACAUUGGUGACCCCUCCCCAGCUGCAGGCCAGCCCCACAAAGUCUUCUCUCUAACCUGUUGCUCUCCUGACCUCUUGCAAUGCAGCAAAUCCCUUUGCCACCUCCUUAUAUACGCUUCCUCCUCUAGUUAAAACUUAGCUUGUGGUCUCAUGGCUCCGAGGAACUGCCAGGACCCUACCUUCUUUCCUGCAAGAGGGCACUAUGCUAGUUGUAAAAAUGGUUUGAUUGAAUAUUAUAGAGUUGGGGAAGAAAUCUUUCUAGGACGGUUUUUCUUAAGACCCAACACCUCAUAUUAACCUUUGAAGGGAAGUUCUUUGCUGACCUCUCACCCUCCUAUUGUGCUAGCAUGUUUUUUGCCUGGUACCUGCCCUGGAGAAGGGCAGAGGCAUGUGAAUCUUGAGGGUGGUCUGUCUUCUGCUGUCUCCCUUUCCUGAGCCACAGAAGGUCCUCUAAUAUCAGAUUUUAUAUAUACACACACUGGCUGUCGGAAGGGCCUGGGUGCAAUGCUGCUGCAUAUCUCUGUACUGUUGCUGUUGUCUUUUUAUAAAGUCGGGGUGGAGAAGGGGCAUGAAACAUGAAUUAUGUCCUGCAGUUUGAUUGUAAGUUGUUUACUCUUUGCCUUCCUUCUCCUCCUCGCAAGUUCAGAAGGGCUGGUCCUUCGUGUGUAUGGCAGCCUGUGUAUUCAUUCACUCUCUAGGUCCCUUAUCCCUCCCCCGGCAUUGUGCUUGCUUAGUUGUAACCCUUUCUUGCGGUGGCUUUGAAGUGAACAAAGGCUCCUUGGAAGGGUGAAGAUCUUGUCAUGAUGCCAUUUGGGUACAUGUGGCUAAUCGAUGGCAGGAGAAGCCAAAGAGUAGCAGCUGCUUGGGACAGUGAACAGGUGAAAGACAAGUCACUACCUUCCCUUUUCCCCCCACAUCUCUGGCCCUGUGUUGUCAAGGGGCAGGUCUUGCUGCUAAAAUGAAAAUGUUCUGGGAACCUGAGAAUGGGAGGUGAUGGUCCUGAAAACUGUUGCACUGGCUCCCUCUCGUGGUGCUGGUUAUCUGGCUUUGUUGUACUAGUCCUGUUUUUAUAAGUUGGUGGGGUGGGAGCAAAAGCAUCCUUUCGUCGUUCUCUUUCUUGCUAGAAUGUCAAUACGUUACCAGCAACACUCUUGGAAAAGUGAGAAGGCUGCCUCCAUCUUCAACCUUAACCAAUGCUGCUGCUGAAGAUUUCACUGGUGGAAACUUCCCCUUCUCCUGUCUCUGCCCCCCACUGCUGAAAUACCUGGCAGCAGAAGAAAGGAAUGAGGGGGAGGGGGGAUGCCAGUGUGUGAUUGAUCAUGGCAGGCUUGUAGGCAUGCUGUGCAAAAUUCUCUGGCUGCAGCAACCCUUAAGAGCCCAGCCUUUCCCAACCUGAUGCCCUCCACUUGUGGCAUGAGGGGAGUUGUAAUCCAUCACAUGUGGAGGGCAUUGGCUUGGGGAAGGCUGCCUUAGCGGGGGCGACAGCACUGCUCCUUCCCUCCCUCCUCUUGUGCAGUCCUGCUCUUGAGCUGUGCAGACCGAUGGAGCCCUCCUCUCAUGUUCUGUGUUCCUCUGGCUCCUGCUGCAUCCCGGGGGACGGAAUCUUUAUACAUUCAAUAAAGUUGAAAUUUCCAUAUUUAUCCAGCA